UCCACACUCUAAAGCAGUUCCACGAAGACGUCACCAAGAGUGUCAUUGGCUGCAGACGCUGUGAGCAGUAAUUGAUGUACAUCAGUCAGUGAGAGUUGCUAGCUCCAAACACGCAUGACUAGAAGAAGUAGCCCCCUGUUUAGAGGCAAGUAAAGCAGCUCGCCGGAUUCAAAACCACCGCGACGUUCAGCCUGAGCCGAACUCUUAUCCACUUAUCAGAGCUCAGUGAGACGACCUCUUGUAAUCCCUAGAUGUGCAUCGGUGUGUAGCCGCUGAGUGGGAGAUUUGGGAGAUUGUGUGUUUUAUAUUAGGUGAGCGCAUUAUGAGAACGGUUUAGUGCGGCGUGGAUGCCCCAUGAACUCUUGUCAAUCGCUCCGCAACGGUUGUCGGCAAACUGCUCGUAUAGUAAAGCAGACCCACUUGUCAUCUUUAGCGGAACCUGUUCGAGCUUAUUUUGCCAUUUGCACUGUGGGCACUGAUCCUUUCUCAUUGGAUUUGUGGAUACCUCUGCACUGAAAUGAAACAGCGGCUACUGGCUUCCUCCUCAUCGUUUUAGCAAGAGCCAGCAAAGUUCCGCAUCUCAAGGAUUUAGAAUAUUCAGUUGACUCGUCGCAACUUCGAAGUGGGGAUUGUUCUACUAACAAUUGCACACUUUCACCUGUGACCUAAACUCAACUCAAGAAAGAAAGAACUAGCGAGAAAAAAAAAAGACAUGUCGAAUGGGGAUUUUCUAAGUGAUAGUUAUUCGAUGUACUAUAAUGAUAACGCUACCGUCGAGGCGGCAUCACUGGGCCCCAGUGCCGUCUUAGUGCCCCUGACUCUCGGCAUCAUCGCGGUCCUGGCCGUGGUGGGCAACGCACUAGUCAUCUAUAUCGUGCUCCGGUAUCGGAACAUGAGGAGCAGUGUGACCAACUUUUAUAUCAUGAACGUAGCCAUCAGUGAUAUCGUCUUUGUGGUGAUAUGUGUCCCGCUGACAUCAGUGAGCUACGGUAUGACUUACUGGCCAUUUGGACAGUUCUUCUGCAAGUUGAACGCCUACAUGCAAUGCGUGUCCGUUCAAGCUACGUGUACAACACUUACCGCCAUGACAGUGGAUAGAUAUUACGUCAUCAUGUCGCCAUUAGCAUCAAGGCGCACGCGCACCAUAUGCAGAGCUGGUAUGGUGUGUGCGUCCAUUUGGAUAUUUUCAGCUGUUGUUCACAUUCCAGUAGCUGUUUUCUUCAAGAUAGAGGUCAUCAAUUGGUUUGGUGAGAUCAACGAGUACUGUAAGUUUACCCUGCACAAGCCUGCGGCUCUCUCCGGCUACUUCAUCUAUCUGAGUCUAUCCACGUUCCUUUUACCCCUCACGAUCAUUGCCGUGUGUUAUAGCCUCAUAUUAUCACAUCUGUGGAGUCUAAGCCGGGUCGGUAGAUGCCGGGAGCCCACGUCGACUGCCGGGUACGACCCGCUGUCGCAGCAGAGUCGCUCUGGUGCCCUUCCCCCGGCACAAAGCUCGGCCCGGACGGCCAGCAAAACGUGGAAAACCACCCGGAUCGUGCUGUGUGUUGUUAUGCUUUUUGCCGUUUGCUGGGCACCCCUUCAGGCGUUCAACGUGUGGAAUGCAAUCGACCCCGAGCACCACAGCUCGUCGGUUCACGUAAAUAAUCUACGAGUGUUCUGCCUGUGUCUUGCGUAUGCAAACUCUUGCAUCAACCCUAUCGUUUACGCCCUCGCGGGGACCAGUUAUCGGCACCAUCUCCAUCAGAUGGUGUCAGGAAGCAACAAGAGCGGGCGCAUCAAUAGCAGGUUCUCACCAACGGGAGGUAGAAAUUCCUCAUACAGAUCGGUUCGUCGGAUGUCUCGAACCGAAGCUACAUCUGUAAGUACUUGUGUUUGAAACACACGAAUGUGACUUUGAAAGUGGCUCAGAACAAACGGUGUAUCACACUUGUGUGUUCAAAACCCAUCUGCCCCUUGACAUGUCAAUUUGGAUACUCACCCUUAUCUAUCACCGUUUACACGUAGAUAGGGGAGGCUUAUCCCCUCACUGGAUCGUACGCUAAUUGCUGUUUAUAUGGAUGUAGCUUUUGUGAAUGUAGUUUUUUCUCCCGGAACAAAUUGGAAGAGCUCAUUCGUUUAACCAUUUAACAGCCGACUGCAUACUAACACCGGCAUCCGGGGCAGUGGAGUCCGGGACAAGGUAUUUGAACGACUUGGAAUGGAAGGAUACUUCACAGUUUGCCGUAUUUGCAGUGCAUUUUGCUGACAAAUAUUCAAACAGUUGUGUUCACCCUAGACUAGUGUAGAAACGAUUGUAAAUCCAAGGCUAAUAGAUGACAUGAUAGGAUACAAAGCCUCACGUCCGUAUUGUUACAAACUGGUCUAAGCAGUAGGUUCUAACAGUUCAAACAAAGUAUUUCCGUUGGCUGAGAGACGAUUAUGGUAAAGCGGUCCAUAUUGAUGUAUUUUAAAGGCAAGGUACACGUUCCGUAAUUGUGAAAGACCAGUGUUCUCAUCUGGUGUAUCCCAUA
This is a messenger RNA of Asterias rubens (European starfish), 2510 nucleotides long. Its product is annotated as G-protein coupled receptor 54-like. NCBI's taxonomy places the organism in Eukaryota, Metazoa, Echinodermata, Asteroidea, Forcipulatida, Asteriidae. Gene Ontology annotation, molecular function: neuropeptide Y receptor activity. Gene Ontology annotation, biological process: G protein-coupled receptor signaling pathway. The record is from RefSeq and is a predicted model, not a curated record. Gene Ontology annotation, cellular component: membrane. The transcript is spliced from 3 exons. Bases 713 to 1876 code for a protein of 387 amino acids.